UCUUAGCCCAAUAUUUAUAUAGAGUUUUAUUCACGUAGGGUUUCUGCACAAUUAAUAUAAAAGUCACAUUUAGACUUCAUUAUUUUAUGUAGCUUCACUGCAUUCUUGCAUACAGGAACAUACACACACACAUACAGUAGAAUGCCCAUUCUUUAUUGUUUUCUUUCUUUUGUCUUCCCAUAUGACAAUUGCAUCUGCUUUUAAUACUCCCUGUGCACGCUUUCCACCAUCUGUUUCCUCCUCCUCCUCCUCCUCCUCCCUUCGCACUCUUCACAAAACUCAGAAGCCCCCCACUCCAUCCUGCUCCCGCUCCUGCUCCUGCACCUGCACCUGCACCUGCUGUAAUAAAAACACCACACACACACCCUCUCUCUCUCUCUCUCUCUCAUCAGGAUAAAGGAUUGGUGAAAGAAAGAAAGAAAGAAAGAAAGGGGCCUCAUCUAUCUUUGCUUGUAUCUGAAGAGCUCCCUAUUUGAUUGCCCUCGCCUUUGCUCCCCCUUUUUAUCAAAUAUCCGGAUGGGGCCUUCAUCAUCAUCUUCUUCUCCUUCUCCUUCUCCUUCUCCUUCUCCUUCGAGGAGAAGAGUAAAGGAGUAGUAUUGCUUUGUUCCCUGUCCUUUUUUGCGUGGUAUGCUCGUCGCCAAAUUGGAUUCUUUCACUGGGCAAGACAUCUAUUUUUAGGAAAAAGAAAAAAAAAAGGGAAAAAAGAAAAGAAAGGUUGGGUUUUGAUGACGGGCUUUGUGUAGGGUUGAGACUUGAGAGAGAGAGAGAGAGAGAGAGAGAAAGAGAGCGCUGCUUCUCGUUGGAAGAAAUUUCUUUAAUUUUUUUUUUUUUUUUCCUUUCUUUGUAUUUGGGGGUGGGUCGUGAUUGAGUAGAGAUGGUAGAAACGUGGUGGAGAUUUAUGUAAGGAUAGCAUUAAUUGUGUCCUACUGAUAUCUCAUACUCCGAGUACCACUCCAAUUGGUUUAGCCGAAAGGGAAACCCUAUCAUCGAUCGAAGUCGUAGCUAGUUAGAUAUAAGAGGACUCCCAAGGGUGCCGGACGGCGAAAAGAAGGAAGCUGCUGAUAAUUCCAGAAGAGAAAAGGGAAAGGACAAAAAAAAGGGGAGGGGGAGGAAAUUUGGAAGAUAAAUAAAAGGCUAUAUAUUGAUUGGGUGGUUGAAUCGAGCUCUAAGAGGUCGUUUUUCUUCCUGUUAUAAACCCAACGCAAGAGGAAGUAGACCAAGCGGAGAAGCUGGCAAGCAAGUGGUGGGAGCGAGUAGAUGUUCCCGGGAUGGCCGGAAUGGAACCCGGAGGCGGAGGCGGAGGCGGAGGCGGAGGAGGCGGAGGGGGAGGCGGCGGUGGAGACUCCUCUCGCUACUUCCAGCACCUCUUCCGCUCGCCGCCUCCAUCCCAAUCUCAAGGGGCGGCGCAGGCGCAGGCGCAAGUGCUUCAGCCGCCGCAGCUGUCGUCGCUCCACAUGCCGACUGCAGGAGAGCUAUCCAAGCCCUCCCCCGAGGGGAGCCCCACCAACCCUUCCCCCUCCUCCAACGACGGCGCCGGCGGGGACCAGCCCUCCACCUCUGCCGCUGCGGGGGGCGGCGGCGGCGGCGGCGGGAGCAGCUCGGGCGGCCACAGCCGACGCCCCCGCGGUCGCCCUCCGGGGUCGAAGAACAAGCCGAAGCCACCCAUCAUCGUCACCCGCGACAGCCCCAACGCGCUGCGCUCGCACGUGCUGGAGGUGUCGGCGGGGGCGGACGUGGUGGAGUGCGUGUCGGAGUACGCUCGUCGGCGGGGCCGCGGCGUGUGCGUGCUGAGCGGGGGCGGCGCCGUGGCGAACGUGGCGCUGCGGCAGCCCGGGGCGUCCCCCCCCGGGAGCGUGGUGGCGACGCUGAGGGGGAGGUUCGAGAUCCUGUCGCUGACGGGGACGGUGCUUCCUCCGCCGGCGCCGCCCGGGGCCAGUGGGCUGACGGUGUUCCUGGCCGGCGGGCAGGGGCAGGUGGUCGGGGGCAGCGUGGUGGGCCCGCUCAUGGCCGCGGGGCCGGUUGUGCUCAUGGCGGCGUCCUUCGCUAAUGCCGUCUACGAGCGACUUCCGCUCGAGGGCGCCGGGGACGAGGACGAAGCCGUGCCGCCCGGGGCUGCGGCCCCACCGCCCGCGCCCCCGGGGCAGGGCCAGCAGCCGGCUGCAUCCCAGUCGUCGGGGGUCACGGGCGGUGAAGGAGCCGCCGCCGGCGUCUCUUUCUACAAUUUGGGCCCCAAUGUUGGCAGCUUUCAGUUCCCUGGCGGGGACGCUUUCGGCGGUUGGGCUGGCGGCGGCGGUGUUAGGCCACCAUUUUGAUUCCGACCUUAAAUUACAUCUUGUUUAUGAAGCUUUUGUUUUCUACAAUUAAAAAGAGAGAGAGAGAGAGAGAGAGAGGAAGAGGAGGAGAUUGAGGAAGAAGAUGUUGCUCAUCGGUUAUCUUUUGUUUCAACUUGGGAGAAAAUGCAGCGAUUUGGUGAUAUCUAUCUUCAGCUACCAAUUUAAAAAAGUUUGAGGAAUCCAGAUUAUGAUAUCUUUCAUUUUGCAUGGAAGAGCUGGAGCUUUUGGAUUUGGUGCUUUCAACUUACAAGUUACUCAGGAUUUUGAAGUGUGAGAGAGUAAUUAUUUCUAGUUGUUUAUGGUGAGGUACAAGUGAUUAAGAAUUGAAGAGGAAGGGAUCAAGAAGAAGGAGCACUAAUACACAGAGAGAGAGAGAGAGAGAGAGAGAGAGAGAGAGAGAGAGCCUACAUAUAUAGCUGGAAGAGUCGGACUAACAGGCUCACAGGAGGUCACUAGUAGUAGAUUCAACGUUUCGUGCCUACACAGAUGGAUAAUUUCAGGUUUGCUUCUCUUGAUUUGCUUUGUCAUGUAAUGAUGUACUAUGUAGAUCUGCAUGUAGAAAAUGGUUCUGAUUCUCACAUCUUAAGGCCUUUUCUCCUUUGUACUUGUACUUUUUCUGUUUAGGCUAUUAGAUUUUAUUUAUGGAUACAAUUAAAUUAUCUUUAACAUC
This is a messenger RNA of Ananas comosus (pineapple), 3003 nucleotides long. RefSeq names its product AT-hook motif nuclear-localized protein 25-like. Gene Ontology annotation, biological process: vegetative to reproductive phase transition of meristem. NCBI's taxonomy places the organism in Eukaryota, Viridiplantae, Streptophyta, Magnoliopsida, Poales, Bromeliaceae. Gene Ontology annotation, cellular component: nucleus. The record is from RefSeq and is a predicted model, not a curated record. Gene Ontology annotation, molecular function: minor groove of adenine-thymine-rich DNA binding; DNA-binding transcription factor activity.